UAAAAACCUGUCUAGUUUUGAGGACAGUUUAAAAAGCUGCCUGCUGACGCGUGUUAAUUGGCAAUGAAGGAAAACUGGCCGCUUCAACACGCACUGUAAUUUCCUAUUUGAUACGAAUCUCUAAUUAGAUUUUAAAUUGCUCUAUUAAACUGCAUCCUGAGUACGAUGGGUAUAAAAGCCCUGCGCUGCAUGGUUGAAUCACAUCAAAAUCUACUUGGAACCACAACCAACCAGAGGGAUGAAAGUGCUGUUUUACCUCGUUUUGGCUCUUUUUGCCACCACUGCGGUGGAAAGUGUAGCACGAAGAAGACUUGUCACUCAUUCGGCACUGCCUCCAAUUUCCGCAGCACCGGUGGAAAAACAGAUAUUUGGAUCAGCCACUGUGUCCACCACUUUUCCUUGGCCAGCGUCUAUCACAAUCAACAAACCAUUGCCACCUUUUUUAACAACCCUGUGCAGCGGUGCUCUUCUCAGUCCUUUUUAUUUGCUGACGUCAGCUCUGUGCGCCCUACCCCAAGCUAACUUGACCGUAUUUCUUGGGCCUGUGGACCCAACCUCUCCUUCAGUACUGCCCAAUACCAUGUCCUUCGGAGUGCCGGCGGGAAACUCAAUUCCCUUUCCAGGCUUCAACGCUUCCAAUUUGUUGAACAACAUCGGUCUGAUUAAGCUGCCUUUUCCUGCACCGGUUCCACCUUUUAAUUUGAAACCCAACCCAUUUAUUGGAACUUUUGGUCUACCAUCACCAAUCGAUCUUUUGAGUAACCUAGCAGGACCGACGAGUUAUUUGAACGGAUGGACCCAGAAUGUUUUAAACAGUGGCAUUAACAAUCUCCUGAACUGGACAUCACCACAAUCGAUCCUUCCAAAUGUUGACUGCAAGUUGUACUACGCGACGUCGACUUUCGAUAUCGCAAAAGAAAACAUCUGCUUUGUUAACAACGUAACUGGAACCCUCGCCAAUUCGUUGCAGAUGAACAGUGGUUCACCCCUUAUCACGUUGAGCAAAAUUACUGGCGCAUAUGUUCUUCGAGCGAUUGGCUCCUUGGCGUCAGACGGCACUGGACCUUUGAUUUUUACAAAAAUUGACUCCUUCCUGCCUUGGAUUAUUUCUCAAAUUACCCUUCCUUAAUUUUUUCAGCACGUUUUUGAAAAUGAUUUUAAGUUUCGACCCAAUAUUUGAAUAAAAUAGUGUUAUCAUGCAGCAUAA
Cloeon dipterum is the source of this 1207-nucleotide messenger RNA. RefSeq names its product granzyme-like protein 1. Bases 239 to 1129 code for a protein of 296 amino acids. Gene Ontology annotation, biological process: proteolysis. The record is from RefSeq and is a predicted model, not a curated record. The transcript has 6 exons. NCBI's taxonomy places the organism in Eukaryota, Metazoa, Arthropoda, Insecta, Ephemeroptera, Baetidae. Gene Ontology annotation, molecular function: serine-type endopeptidase activity.